Molecule: messenger RNA, 2004 nt
Organism: Miscanthus lutarioriparius
Lineage: Eukaryota; Viridiplantae; Streptophyta; Magnoliopsida; Poales; Poaceae
Source: the annotation of a GenBank genome assembly
AUGGCGAUGGCCGUGGGCACCGCCGCCGACGCCUCCUACACCCUCGUGGGCCCACCGGAGGCCCGCCAGCGCCACGCCGCGGUCCGGGCCACGGGUGCUGAGGCGGCACCGACGGGGGAGGAGUUCCUGGACCUGAUGGACGCCUGCUUCAACAAGCCCACCGCGCCGGCGCCGGUGCCGGGCGGGAAGGCGCUCACGGAGAACUGCUCCCCGACUUUCGUGUCCUCGGGCGACCCCUGCCUCGACUUCUUCUUCCACGUGGUGCCCGGCACGCGGGCCGCCUCCGUGGAGUCGCUCCUGGGCGCCGCCUGGGCGGCCGACCCGGCCACUGCGCUCCGCCUCGUCGCCAACCUCCGCGGCGUGCGCGGGAGCGGCAAGUCCGACCGCGAGGGCUUCUACGCCGCCGCGCUCUGGCUCCACGCGCGCCACCCGCGCACGCUGGCGCUCAACGCCGCCCCCGUCGCCGACUUCGGCUACCUCAAGGACCUCCCCGAGCUGCUCCACCGCAUCGUGCACGGCGGGGUGUCCACCAGAACCCCCGGCAAGAAGGCGCGCCUCGCCGCCGAGGGAGGAGGAUUCGUCGGCGGCCGGGGCCGGGGACGCGGGUGCUUCGGCGGCCGGGGCCGGGGCCGGGGCCGCGGCUUCUUCGGCGGCCGUACGCCCCGCACCCGCGCGGAACGGGCCACUCGCGUCGGCUCAACGGAGGAGCGCGUCGCGACCAGCCUCGAGCACGACCGGGGACUCGCGGCCGCGGCCGCGGUGGUGCGCCGGACCAGGAGAGCGGAGGCCGCUGCGAGGGCGGUCGAGAUGUACAGCAACGACCCCACCUACCGCUUCCUGCACGACCGCACGGCCGACCUCUUCGCGGGGCUCAUCGCGGAGGACAUGCGCAAGCUCGCCGACGGCAAGGUCCGGGAGUUCUCGCUCGCCGCCAAGUGGUGCCCGUCGCUGGACUCUUCCUACGACCGCUCCACGCUGCUCUGCGAGGCCGUUGCGCGGCGCCUCUUCCCCAAGGGCUCCGCGCCCGAGCUCGCCACGGACCUCGCGGACGAGCACUACGCGUACCGUGCGCGUGAGAGGCUCCGCAGGGUGGCGCUCGUGCCGCUCCGCCGCGCGCUCAAGCUCCCCGAGGUCUUCAUCUCGGCGCGCGCGUGGGAGUCGGUCGCGUACACGCGCGUCGCCUCCGUGGCCAUGAAGAACUACAAGGAGCUCUUCCUCAAGCACGACGCCAACCGCUUCAACGCCUACCUCGCCGACGUCAAGUACGGCAAGAAGCGGAUCGCCGCGGGCGCGCUGCUCCCGCACGAGAUCAUCUCCUCCCUCGGCGACGCCGGCGGCGUGGCCGACCUGCAGUGGCAGCGCAUGGUCGACGACAUGCGCGCGCUCGGCAAACUGAGCAACUGCGUCGCGGUGUGCGACGUGUCCGGCAGCAUGUUCGGCCUGCCCAUGGACGUGUGCGUGGCCCUGGGCCUCCUCGUGUCCGAGCUCAGCGACGACCCCUGGCGCGGCCGCGUCAUCACCUUCAGCGAGCGGCCCGAGCUCCACAAGAUCGCCGGCGAGACCCUCUACGAGAAGACAAGCUUCGUUAGAACCAUGGACUGGGGCAUGAACACCAACUUCCAGGCGGUGUUCGACAAGAUCCUCGAGGUGGCCGUGAGCGCCAGGCUGGCGCCGGAGCGAAUGGUGCGGCGCGUGUUCGUGUUCAGCGACAUGGAGUUCGACCAGGCGUCGGCGAAUCCGUGGGAGACGGACUACGAGGCGAUCGUGCGCAAGUUCACGGAGGCUGGGUACGGCGCGGCCGUGCCGGAGGUGGUGUUCUGGAACCUGAGGGACUCCAAGGCCGUGCCGGUGGAGGCCGGGCAGAAGGGGGUGGCGCUCGUCAGCGGCUUCUCCAAGAACCUGCUCAAGCUGUUCCUUGACGGCGACGGCAUCGUCUGCCCCAGGGCUGUAAUGGAGAAGGCCAUCGCCGGGCCGGAGUACGACAAGCUGGCCGUCUUCGACUGA